UGGAACUUCACCCCCCAGCGUCUCCAACUUGUCCCAGCCAGCGGUUCUUAAAACUAGGCUUCAGGCAGUGCAUUUUCUUUGAAGGCUUUCUGAUCAAAGCACGGCCCCACUCUGAUCACCUUGUUGCUCUAUAACAGUGAAAGCAGCCAUUCCCCGUGGAGAGACAUCUUAAUGGCAGCCUUGUAUGGCCUUGUAAUUUUCACCAUUUUGCUGAGCCACUGUUCCGGGGGCUCCUUUGCUGCCAAAUUUAAUAGUAUUUUAGUAGGGAAAAUGGGGGGAUGGUAAUGUGUUGUCCAGACUCUUGCUUCUUUUGUAAAUACUUUGAUAACAAUAUGUAACUUAGGACAGCAAAAUAUAUAACUCCAUUCGAACAACUCCACCCCCUUCCUUUUUUUGCAUUCAGGUGUAUGGUUUUUUUCUCCCCCCCCACUCAAACACUGGGGAUUUUAGUAACGUAGACUAGUUUCACAUUUCUCUAGAACAAAUCCCCACUUGCUGAGUGUGCUUAUGGAAUGUCCACUCACUUUGUUACAAGGUUUAAGAAUGUAGAUCUGUUUUCUAAAACGCCCGUCAGUAUAUUCUAAAAUAAAGGGACUCUUUGAGGAUUCUUUGCAGUUUGGGAUUAUGCCCAGCUCUGCUUUCUGUUCUAGUUUACGAUAAUAGAUAAGAGGGUGAAAAAGGUCAGCAUCCAAACAGACUUGGAGCUCAACCCUGCUCUACCACUUUCUAGGUGACCUUAGGAAAGUUUCUUAAUACCUUUUAAACUCAUCCUGUGAAAUGCUGGUAGUAGUUCAUACACCUGAGAGGGCUAUUGUAAGAAUUAAAUGACAAAUGUGUGCAAAUUAUUUCAUUCACUACCUGGCACAUAAUAGGAAGGUGGUGAAUGGUGAAGAUACAAUAUAAGUACAGAUACAAUAUAAGUACAGAUACUAUUUUUUGUUUUUAAAAUGUGUGCAUUUGUAUAACCUUUUAUGUCCUUAUUUUUCUCCCAAAUAAUGAUAUUCUUUACAUUCUGAAAUGGAUGCCAAAAGUCCGUAUGUCACUGCCUUCCUGUGGUAGAUCACAUUUUCUUCUUUUUCUUUUCUUUUUUUUUUUUUUUUGUUGAGACAGUCUUCCUCUGUCACCCAGGCUGGAGUGGUGCAAUGGCAUGAUCUCAGCUCACUGCAACCUCUGCCUCCUGGGUUCAAGCCAUUCUCCUGCCUCAGCCCCCAAGUAGCUGGGACUACAUGUGCCCGCCACCACGCCCUACUAGUUUUUCUGUAUUUUUAGUAGAGACGGGGUUUCACUGAAUUAGCCAGGAUGGAACAUUUUCUAGUCCCUUAAAAUAGGGUUUCUGAUCUCUAACUUGGCUGUGAUCGUUGUGAUGGAGCAAGAAAAAAAACUGUUGGUCUCAGAUUCUAACAGCUUUACGGAGAGGGAGAGUUUGAAAAGCCUCUUCACAGGAGAUGCAAAUAUGAAUAAUUUGGAAACUGUUCACCACGAUAAUUCUAAGGCAGAUAAAGAGAAACUUUCAGAAUGGUCUAAAAGACAUAGACCACAGCAUUAUAAGCAUGAGGAUGCAAAAGAAAUGCCACUGACAUGGGUUCAAGAUGAGAUUUGGUGUCAUGAUUCCUAUGAGAGUGAUGGCAAGUCAGAGAAUUGGGGGAAUUUUAUAGCUAAAGAGAAGGAAAAACCCAAUCACCAGGAAUGGGACCCAGGAGAACAUACCAAUGCCUGUGUCCAGCAGAAUUCAUCCUUUGUAGACAGACCCUACAAAUGUUCCGAAUGUUGGAAAAGCUUCAGUAAUAGUUCUCAUUUGCGUACUCACCAGAGGACCCACUCAGGAGAAAAGCCUUAUAAAUGCUCUGAGUGUGCAAAAUGCUUUUGUAACAGUUCUCACCUGAUUCAGCAUCUAAGAAUGCACACAGGAGAGAAGCCCUACCAGUGUGGUGAAUGUGGGAAAAGCUUCAGCAAUACCUCCCAUCUUAUUAUCCAUGAGAGAACUCAUACGGGAGAGAAACCCUAUAAAUGUCCCGAGUGUGGGAAGAGAUUCAGCAGCAGCUCUCACCUUAUUCAGCAUCACAGAUCACAUACAGGUGAAAAACCAUAUGAAUGUUCUGUCUGCGGAAAAGGCUUUAGUCACAGCUACGUCCUAAUAGAACAUCAGAGGACUCACACUGGAGAAAAACCUUAUAAGUGCCCUGAUUGUGGGAAGAGUUUUAGUCAGAGUUCCAGCCUCAUUCGCCACCAGCGGACACAUACAGGUGAGAAGCCCUACAAAUGUCUUGAGUGUGGAAAAAGCUUUGGUUGUAAUUCUACUCUAAUAAAACAUCAGAGAAUACAUACAGGAGAAAAGCCUUAUCAAUGUCCAGAAUGUGGGAAGAAUUUUAGUCGUAGUUCAAACCUUAUUACACACCAGAAAAUGCACACAGGAGAGAAAUCCUAUGAAAGUUGUGAAUAUGAAGAAAGUUUGAGUCAGAACUGCAAUGUGAUAGAAGAAUGCAGAAUCCAGUUAGGAGAGAAACCAUAUAGAUGUUGUGAAUGUGGAAAGAGUUUUGGCCUUAGCUCCCAUCUCAUUAGACAUCAGAGAACACAUACAGGAGAAAAACCUUACAGAUGUUCUGAGUGCUGGAAAACUUUCAGUCAGAGUUCCACCCUGGUGAUUCACCAAAGGACACAUACAGGAGAGAAACCUUAUAAAUGUCCUGAUUGCGGUGAAUGCUUCAGUCAGAGCUUUAACCUUAUCAGGCACCGGAGGACCCACAUAGGGGAAAAACCUUACAAAUGUACUAGCUGUGAGAAAUGCUUCAGCAGAAGUGCCUACCUCAGUCAGCAUCGGAAAAUUCACGUAGAAAAGCCUUUUGAGUCUCCCGACACUGGGGAUUUUCCUCAUGAAUGGACUUGGAAAAACUGUUAGGGGAAAUGCCCCUCAUCCCUUCAUUUUCAGUCUCAAAUUUUUCUUCCUGAGUCUCAAAGCCUGUUUGGUGAUGGUUUUUUCUUCCUUGUUGGACCAUGACAAUUUAGGUAUUCUGUGAUUGUUGUGCUAUAAAGUUUCUUUGAUGUGUUUGUCGAAACAUUUGGAAAAAGUCAACCUCCCAGUUUAAAGGAUGGGAAGACCCCAAUCACCAGGUUAUUGGAUCUGUCCAGUGAGAGAUUCAUCCACCAAGGAUGAAGAAAGGAGGACUGUUAAAAAUUUAAGGUAAGAUAGUAAUAGCUUCAAAAGAACACGUACAGAGUAAUCCUGAGAGUAAGCAAAGGAACCGUGAGAACCUGAAACUAGAAUUGCUAUUGAAUUACUUUAUUUUCUCUUCCCUUAUUGGGUAGAGAUACAUCAUUACCGGCCUCAGGGAUUUACCCAGAGGAAGGGUAUUUUUGAGCAAAUAAUGUGAUUUCCUGGCUAUUUUGUUGGGGCUUAAGAAAGAAGAGAUUUUUUUUUUCAAAUGCAUUUUUAGUCACUAAAAAUUAACUGUUGUACCAUCCAAAACUAUGCUGUCCAGUACCGUAGGCUCUAGCCAUAUGUAGCUAUUUGUAUUAAGAUUAAUUGAAAUUUUAAAUCCAGUUCCUCAGUCACACUAGUCACUUUCUAAGUGCUCAGUAGCUGUGUGACCAGCGGCUGCUGUAUUGGAUAUUAUAGAAGGUUCUUUCAUUCAAGAUCAUCAUUCUUGACAGACCCAUAAAUAUUUCCUAUAAAGACUGUACAAGUGUGUUCUGGAGGGUUUGCUGUCCAAAAGGAAUUGUAAUAUAGAGUAGAAUUGGGAUAGAGUAUUGGGUUUAGAGAUUGGAUAUUUUAAUGAUCGUGUGUUCUAAUUCAUGUGCUGCCAACUGAGUUAUCUAGUGAUAUGACCUCAUUGUCUUGACCAAAGCCAGAAUAGAAGGCAGGAUUCCUGAAUUCUAUCUUAAAAUUUGUAAAUGAAGAGCCUUUUCCCUAAGUUAUCCCAUUAUGUAAUUCUUGGUCAGCUCAAGAACUGGGUUCUUUUUCUAAUAAUUAACUCACUAAAUCUGAGCCAGUGUCCAAGGACAGUUUGCCAUUAAGGAGUACUGAGACUUCUUAGUUUCAGUACUGACAGUUUUCUUUUGCCUCUUGACAUAAUUGGUAUAUGGAUCUGAUAACUGAGGCCCCAUCUUCCCUACUCAUUCCUAUGGGAAUGAUGCUUUGGAAAUUAUUAGAUAUAUCCUAUUCCCUUCCUCCCAUUUUUUUCCUACUAGUGCAAAAGGUAGAUGAGUAGGAAGAUUAGGACUCCUGAGUUGCCCAUGAUUUCAUCUAAUUUUUGGAUUCAGAAUAUAUUUUAUGAAUAAUAUGCAGAGAUGCAUAUUAGGAAUGUGAAGCCAGAAUGGGUCAGUUGUAGCUGCUGCAAAGUUCUGUAGCUGAUGGUCAUUUAAUUGCAUGGGGAUUAUUUUAUCUUUCAUUAUUGUGGUGCACCUGAUGCUGGCAGGGUAUUUGUGUGUUUUUGUAUUGUUAUUUGAUUACAAAAAUAAAGCAAAAACUAACAAAGA
Messenger RNA from Symphalangus syndactylus (siamang), 4473 nucleotides. It is a transcript of the gene ZNF572, whose product is annotated as zinc finger protein 572. NCBI's taxonomy places the organism in Eukaryota, Metazoa, Chordata, Mammalia, Primates, Hylobatidae. Gene Ontology annotation, molecular function: RNA polymerase II cis-regulatory region sequence-specific DNA binding; DNA-binding transcription factor activity, RNA polymerase II-specific. Gene Ontology annotation, biological process: regulation of transcription by RNA polymerase II. The record is from RefSeq and is a predicted model, not a curated record.